AGGGGCAUCUUUGGAGUCCGCCGCGCCACCGUGCCAAACGCCAUUUAGCUUUUUCGGCUUUUCGAUUAUCUCCGUUGCACCCUUCUCUGCCGUGAAUGCCCCAAAACUACCGUCACGUUCUCCAAUGCCCUAACCGCCAUGAAUUUUCAAAAUGCCUCCGGCGAGCCAACAAGCGCAUUGGGAUUCGGCGAGAAGGCCGUCAUAAAACUCGAACGCGAGGCAAGGUCGGGUGAUCUCGACCUAUUGCCGCUGUCGGAGAGGAGGAGGAUGCUCAUCUAUCCUGAUAUGCCCUCGAAGGGUCUGAACGUAAAGCGAGUCAUCCCAGACUUCAGGAAGGAGUGGCCAAGCUUGCCUAAAGGAGUCAAAUUUGAUCCAUCAGAUGAAGAGCUUCUCUGGCACUUGCUUGCAGAAAUGGGAAAAGGAGUGGCUAAACGACAUCCUUUUAUUAAUGAAUUUAUCUUUUCACUUGAUGAAGAUGCUGGGUUGGGCCAUGUUCUUCCUCAAUUUCUACCAGGUGUUAAACAGGAUGGAAGCGCGUCAUAUUUUUUCCAUAGAAAAAUUGAGAUGCACCGCAGUAGGAACUUCAAAAGACAGAAGAAACAGGACAACUCUGUUGAGAUCUGCUGGAAUAGCAUUGGCAAAUCGAACCUGGUGUGUGUAGAUGGUAUUCACCAAGGGUCUAAGGAAGUAUUGUCUCUCUAUAUGAACACAGUGACUGGUGGGAACCCAUUGAAAACGCCUUGGUUGAUGCACCAGUACUGCAUUGGCAUAAAUGAAACUGAGGAAGACUUGGUUGUUUCCAAAAUUUUCUAUGAGAUAAGUUCUAACCAGGACAUUCAAGAUUCACGAACAGAUUCUGUGCAUGGUUUAGUUGCAGCAGUGGUUGGUGUAGCUGAUUCUCUGCAAGUGGCACCUGAAUUUCAUGAGAGGUUACAUGCUGACUCUGUUUCUGCGGAUGCAUCAUCUCAGGCAGUGGAACUCGGCAUAGGUGGUGAAACAAAUAUUAAGGUUGUGGAUUAUUUAAAAUCAGCUAGCUGUCAAAAACCUCCUAUUAAAUAUCUUGAGAAGGCAAAAACCAAUCUUGACAAGAAUUCUGACGGUACUCUAGCAACUGAUGAGCUCGCACUGUUGGAGUCCGCCUGUGAGACAGCUGCAGAAAUCAGCAUUUUUUGUACAAGUGCAAAAUCUGAAAUCAGAGAUGAGGACCAGGAGUGUGUGGUUGAGAAAAGAGCUGAUGAUUUUCAGAGUAAUUUAGGUGAUUGUGGAAACUGGAUAAAUAACUACAACUAUAAUGAAGUAAUAGAUGAUACAUGCGAUUCUAAUGAUACACAGGUCUCUAUGGAAAAGUCAUGUCCGAAGAUAGUUCCAGAGCAUGAUCUUCAGAAAAAUAUCAGUGAUAAAAUGUUUAGAACUCAAGGCAGAUUUAUUCCUACUAAAUCUCGUGAAUUCAAUACAACAGGCAUUUAUUCAUUUGCAGGCCACAUAUCAAGGGAAAGACAUGAAACAUAUUCCAAAUGCUUAGAUGAAGCACAUGUUUCACCGAAUAGCAUUCCAAGUGCAGAGCACAAUAUUACACACGAGAAUAGCAUUAAUAGUUUAUUUAUUUUAGGCUUGCCAGCUUACAGCCUAAAAGGCAAACCUUCAAAAGAAACUGAACCUAUUAUUUCUUUUGAAAACAAUUCCAAUAAUUGGGUAAAUAUUUCAGCCCAAUCAGCUUUGCCUAUCAAGAUAGAACCCAAAUCUUUUGUUGACACUGAAAUUGAUAUUGCUUCUGAAAAAUUCUCCAGUAAUAGGUUAAAUGUUUCAGCACCGUCCGUUAUGAUUAUUAAGGUAAAAAAUGAACCUUUUGAAGAAGUGGAAGCAAGCAAUGUUCUGGAAAAGUAUGUUGAGAAGCAUUCGAGUUUUUCUCAAUUGAGUUGCCCAGAGGAAGGCGCCCCAAGUUGCAAUUUAUCCCAUCUGACAUAUGUUCCUAAAGACCCACGCAUUCCGAGUGCUGAAAUUCUGAAUACUAUGAUAUCUGGUUUGGAUAAACUGCUUUCAGAGACUACUGGAUUGAUGAAUCACCAUCAUGAAGAGGAUGAUAAUGUUCAUGAUGGUCUUUUGAUGAGCAAUGACAAUUCACAAGUUAUUGGUGAUACUGAAUGUUUCAACCAGUCAUCAUAUGCGCAAAUUAAUGUUCAUACUGGAGAACCACAAUCCAAUUCAGUUUCAACCAGCAGUUCCCUGAAUGUUAAAUCUGAGCCUGUCGAGAGCAGUCUUCUGAGCUGCUCGCAAAUUCCUCCUUGCAACACCAGAGGACAUGUAUUGCUGACAUUUGAGAAUAAAAAAGAGCUUUGUAGUGAUUUCCAACCAGACGUACUAGAUCAUGUUCCAUUGAAAUUGAGGCUGGGUAUCUCUGUUUCUGAAGAUGAUGUUAAUGUCAAGAAUGGGAAUAUCUCAGAGGAAAUUGCUCCAGUGACUCCAGCUUGCCGUUCUUUUGGUUCUGUAAAUACUAAAGAAUGUCUUUCCUCUAGUAGAAGGAAAAGGAAACGGAAAAAGAUUGCAACGGAUUCAGUGGAGAAGGCUAUGGAGGAAGAUGCUCCCGGACUACUAAAGGUGCUACUUGAUAGAGGCAUACAAGUUGAGGAAAUUAAACUUUAUGGGGAUCUGGAAGAUAAUGAUCCACUAGAAACCUCUUCUUCUGAGGGCGGUUUUGAAGAGCUUGAAACUGUGAUGACUAAGUUAUUUUCAGAGCGUUCAUCUCUUUUGAGGUUUGCUUCGGGACGACCUGUGAAGGGAGCAAGAGCUGUUUAUUGCUUGGCUGGCUUGAUUUCACUUAUUGAACAGGCUCGCUAUCUGCGCUUUCGUCAAAUUCCUAUUGAUUGGGGAUGGUGUAGGCCUCUGCAGUCUUUUAUUUUUGUUUUUCAAACACACAACAGAAUUGUUUUGGAGCGUCCAGAAUAUGGUUAUGCUACCUACUUUUUUGAGCUUGUCGACUCUUUGCCUAUCGACUGGCAGAUCAGGCGGUUGGUAAUGGCAAUGAAGCUCACUAACUUUAGCAGGACAAUUCUUCUUGAGAACAAACCAUUAAUUGUUGGGGAAGAUCUGUCAGAAGGAGAGGCUCUUGUUCUGGAAGCCUAUGGUUGGGCACGGAAUACUGGGUUUGGAACAUUGCUCAACUACCGCGACAGAGUCGUCCACGACAGGAGAAAUGUGAUUCUUUCGGAAUGGAGGGCUAAGAUUGGAAAGUUGCUAAUGAAUGGAUAUACUGGUGGUCGCAUGGUGCUCGCUAAUUUUCCUAAGAAAGUUGUGGAGUACUUAGGGAAUCUUAGUUCAGAAAUCAAGAUGGAGCUCUGAAAAUUGCUCUCCUGCUUGUGUAGAUUCAGUCAUGCAAUAUAUAGACUUGCACUUGUUUUAUUCUUUUCAUGCCUGAAUAGAUCUAUCUGAUUCUGUCUAUUGUAAGUAAAGAUAUGUAACUUAUUUGUACUAUUGUUGUAAAUUGGAUGAGUUUUACUUGUGAGCUUCUCUGGACUUAUUAAUGGGUAAAGAAAUGGGAUCCAUGAUGCUUUUGGAUCACUAACAUCUAAAAUAUUUCAUGUACAUUAUUAACAUGUAAUAUUUAGUAGAAUACAUAUCUAUUUAGACCA
Molecule: messenger RNA, 3626 nt
Organism: Dendrobium catenatum
Lineage: Eukaryota; Viridiplantae; Streptophyta; Magnoliopsida; Asparagales; Orchidaceae
Exons: 13
Coding region: 139-3336 (1065 amino acids)
Biological process (GO): regulation of DNA-templated transcription
Molecular function (GO): DNA binding
Source: RefSeq, a predicted model, not a curated record